CCGGGCCCGCCCCGCCCCGCCGGGCGCUGCGGGAGGCGGGGCGGGAGCCCCCGAGUCCCGCGGCUGAAAUAGGGGCAGGGCCCGGCGCGCUCCUAGCCCAGGUGGCCGCCGCCCGCCCCGUCCCGCUGCUCCGCGCCGCCUGCGAGUCCAUUUUGAGGCAUUUGAAGAACUCAGAACAUAGGGGAGCAGCGGGCAGCUGGCAAGUGUGUUCUCUUUCAGCUUUCAGCUUAACUGAAAUCUGCAAAAAUUCUCUGCUGCAAGAAAAGAGGGGCAAUGUCAUCAGAUGAUGAUGCUGGCGGGGAUACUCCUGGGGGCAGUUUCUGGGAGGCUGGAAACUACAGGCGGACAGUGAAGCGUGUGGAUGAUGGGUACCGGCUCUGCAAUGACUUAAUCUCCUGCUUCCAGGAGCGAGCCAAGAUAGAGAAGAACUAUGCCCAGCAGCUAACAGAGUGGUCCCGCAAGUGGAGGACCAAUGUGGAGAAGGGUCCACAAUAUGGCACUCUAGAGAAGGCCUGGCAUGCCUUCCUGACAGCUGCAGACAAGCUGAGUGAAAUUCACUUAGAUGUCCGGAACCACCUGGCUGGUGAAGACUCAGAGAAGAUCAAGGCCUGGCAGAAGGAGGCCUACCACAAGCAGAUGAUUGGGGGCUUCAAGGAGACUAAGGAGGCAGAGGAUGGGUUCCGCAAGGCCCAGAAACCUUGGGUGAAAAAGCUGAAAGAUGUGGAGACUUCUAAGAAAAACUAUCAUGCAGCUCGGAAGGAGGAAAAGACAGCCCAUACAAGGGAGAAUCAUGCCAAGGCAGACUCCUCUGUCUCACAGGAACAGCUGCGCAAGCUGCAGGACCGUGUAGAGAAGUGCACUCAGGAGGUUGAGAAGUGCAAGGAUCAAUAUGAGAAGAUGCUGGAAGAGCUGAACCGCUACAAUCCCCGCUACAUGGAGGAUAUGGAGCAAGUGUUUGAGGGCUGCCAGGAAGCAGAGCGCAAGCGACUGUGCUUCUUUAAGGAGAUGUUCCUGAAUCUGCACCAGCAUCUGAACCUCUCUACCAGUGAAAGCUUCCACGCAUUGUAUCGAGAUCUCUACCAAGUCAUCAUGGCUGCAGACAACCAGGAGGACCUGAAGUGGUGGCGCAACACUCAUGGGCCAGGCAUGGCGAUGAAUUGGCCUCAGUUUGAGGAAUGGUCUCUUGAAACACAGCGGCCAAUCACCAAGAAGGAGAAGAGUGGUAAGAUGGCUGACGAUGUGAUGCUGACCAGCAUUUUGCCUGCGCGGGAUGGUGUUGUCUCACAGACCCCUUUGCAGACAAGGCGAGGGUUUUCCUAUCAAGAGGAGCAGAACAGCAUCUUCUAUGACAGCCUGAGGGCAUCAGCCCAUGUGAACGGAGGGAAGGAAGACAUUUCGGAGUGGUCAGAUGAGGACACUCCCAAGAAGUGCCUGGAUACCAACGGGCAUGAGGAGGACAUAAAGGUACCAGGUGUACGGGUACGAGCGCUGUAUGAUUACACAGGACAGGAGGCUGAUGAGCUGAGCUUUAAAGCAGGUGAAGAACUAAUGAAGAUCAGUGAGGAAGAUGAGCAGGGCUGGUGCAAGGGCCGACUUCUCACUGGCCAGGUUGGACUCUAUCCUGCUAACUAUGUUGAGAAGGUUGGAUCAUGAUUGCUACUGCUCUGUUAGCAUCUCACACCCAUAUCAGCAUCUCCUGCUGAAGUCACUGGGUCACUGCUGGCCCCAAUCCACUUUUGCAGUACGUGCAGCAACUUCUGGACUCUGACUGAGGGCACGUAUUUCAUGUAACCAAUGCUUCAUUUUAAAUGCCUAGACCUGUAGGGCUUUUCUAAUAAAUAAACAAGGAUGAGUAAAGA
Molecule: messenger RNA, 1859 nt
Organism: Dromaius novaehollandiae (emu)
Lineage: Eukaryota; Metazoa; Chordata; Aves; Casuariiformes; Dromaiidae
Gene: PACSIN3
Product: protein kinase C and casein kinase substrate in neurons 3
Exons: 12
Coding region: 274-1653 (459 amino acids)
Biological process (GO): cytoskeleton organization; plasma membrane tubulation; regulation of endocytosis
Cellular component (GO): endosome; plasma membrane; cytoplasm
Molecular function (GO): phospholipid binding; protein binding
Source: RefSeq, a predicted model, not a curated record